UGUUUCUUCCUCUUUGGUUAGAAAACAGAGAGAGAUAAAACAAAACAAAGGGUUGGCUUAUCUCUCUCUCUAAAAUCUAUCAAUGAAACCCUUUGUUUUCUAACACACACCUCUACUCCUUCUUUGACUUCUCCCUUCCCCUCCCUUCCUCUCUAUACACACAGGGAAGAAGAAGCAAGAGAAGAAGAGGCUUGGAAAAAGGAGUUUUUAGAGAGAGAAUCAAGAGAGUGGUGAUAUAUUAUUAUUAUCGUCAUCAUGGAGUCAACAACACCACAAGCAGUGGCAGCCAUUAAUGAGAAGGAGUCAAUGAUGGAUCCUUUCUUAGUUGAGGCUCUACAGAACCCACGUCACCGUCUCACCAUUUUGCGGAUGGAACUUGAUAUCCAGAGGUUUUUGCAAAACCCUGACCAACAAGUAUUUGAAUUCCCGCAUUUCCCUACCUCCUAUCUUAGGCUUGCAGCACAUCGCGUUGCUCAACACUAUGGGCUGAUAACCAUGGUACAGGAUAAUGGCAUUGAUGGUCUGUUAAAUAAGAUUCUGGUGCAAAAAACAGCUGAAUGCAGAUAUCCCGCGGUUCGCCUAUCUGAAAUUCCUGCUAAACAGUCGGGAAGUGAUACACCUGAGAUGAUUAAGCUUGCAAUUAGACCUCGGCCUAACAAAGGGUCCAUAAAUGACCCUAACGGGUUCGGGAUCAAACGGAGUCCUGUGAGAAGUGUGGAAGAGAGGAAGGAGGAGUAUGAUAGGGCACGAGCUCGCAUCUUCAGUAGCCCUAGCAGCCCCACUGCAGAUGAUACUGUGCCCCAGCUCCCUACAGAUAGCAAAAAUUUAAGUUCAAGCAAGGAUGAGAAUGAAGAGUGCAGGAUCUCUGUAGUUGAUCCAGAAAAAAAUGUCUUCGUAAGGGAUGGUAUGUCAUCUCGGGUUGCCAUUUUCAGAGAUAGGGAGAAGGAUCGCACUGAUCCAGAUUAUGAUCGGAGUUAUGAAAGGUAUGUUAGGAGCCUUCCAGCUAAUCAGAGCUUUAGCUUGACACCAUUCAAUAUGCAGAAGAUUCCAAUUCCUUAUAUGCAGUAUGAUCCCAGUUUUCCUCAGCUGGGUCAGAUGCCAAGGACACAAGCCUCCCUUGGCUACCACCCCGCUGCAAACCCAGCUAUGAGCCCCUUCUGUGCAAUGGGAUCAAAUCAGACUUCAAGGGAUGCUGCAUAUGUUCAAUGGCCAAGCACUGCAAUGAUGUAUGCACAUUCAUACGAUCAAUUUAGACAUGCUACUUUCCAGGCUCCAUUCUGUCAGCAACCUCUUAGCUUUGAUUACUCUCAAAACCAUUAAUGUCACAGCCAGGUGGGAAUUGCUGUGUUACUGAUUUACAUGCAGAUUUCUCUAUACUAGGAAACUCCCUGCUGUUAGGAUUGUUCAAAGACUUCGUUAUAAACCUCUUUUAAUUCCAGCUCUAGGUGGUCUCUGCUUAUAUUUGUGAAUCUUAUAAAAAUUAGUAAGGAGUGUGUGUAAUGAUGAGACUAUUUUAUUUGCUCA
Messenger RNA from Populus trichocarpa (black cottonwood), 1524 nucleotides. RefSeq lists its product as uncharacterized. Gene Ontology annotation, molecular function: nucleic acid binding. The transcript is spliced from 4 exons. NCBI's taxonomy places the organism in Eukaryota, Viridiplantae, Streptophyta, Magnoliopsida, Malpighiales, Salicaceae. Bases 256 to 1320 code for a protein of 354 amino acids. The record is from RefSeq and is a predicted model, not a curated record.